Molecule: messenger RNA, 2589 nt
Organism: Arabidopsis arenosa
Lineage: Eukaryota; Viridiplantae; Streptophyta; Magnoliopsida; Brassicales; Brassicaceae
Source: the annotation of a GenBank genome assembly
AAAAAAAAAAAACCUCUAAGCUCAAAAGAUGUUAUUGAGAACGAUGGCGGCUGCUUCCCCGCGGCCACCACCGUCAACAUCCCUAACAUCACAGCAGCCGCCGUCAACCCCCUCGCAGCUUCCUCUCCGUACAAUGCCGGGAUCGUACGGUUUGCCGUUGGUUGGACCAUUAUCGGACCGUUUAGAUUAUUUUUGGUUCCAAGGACCGGAAAAGUUUUUCAGGACAAGGGCUGAGAAGUACAAGAGCACUGUGUUCCGUACAAACAUUCCUCCGACGUUUCCUUUCUUUGGCAACGUUAACCCUAACAUCGUCGCCGUUCUCGACGUCAAGUCCUUUAGCCAUCUCUUUGACAUGGAUCUAGUUGAUAAAAGAGAUGUUCUCAUUGGAGACUUCCGGCCUAGCCUUGAGUUUUACGGCGGCGUUCGUGUUGGAGUUUAUCUUGACACUACCGAGCCAAAGCACGCCAAGAUAAAAAGUUUCGCCAUGGAAAUACUAAAACGAAGCUCAAAAGUAUGGCUACAAGAGCUUCGUUCAAACCUAAACACUUUCUGGGGAACAAUCGAAUCCGACGUUACCAAAAACGGCGCCGCUUCAUAUAUCUUCCCUCUUCAACGUUGCAUCUUCAGUUUCCUCUGUGCCUCUCUCGCCGGCGUUGACGUUUCCGUAUCGCCGGACAUCGCUGACAACGGUUGGAAGACACUCAAUACUUGGCUUGCAUUGCAAGUUAUUCCAACUACUAAACUCGGCAUUGUUCCUCAGCCUCUUGAAGAGAUUUUUCUCCAUACUUGGGCUUACCCUUCUCUCUUAGUCGCCGGAAAUUACCAAAAGCUUUGCAAUUUCAUCGACGAGAACGCCGGAGAUUGUCUCCGGUUAGGUCAAGAAGAAUUCGGGUUGACCCGAGAUGAGACGAUUCAGAAUCUUUUAUUCGUGUUGGGUUUUAACGCUUACGGGGGCUUUUCCGUCUUUUUACCUUAUUUGAUCGGAAAAAUCACCGGCGAUGAUUCCGGUCUCCAGGAGAGGAUUAAAUCCGAAGUCAGGAAAGUUUGCGGAUCCGGGUCGGAUCUUAAUUUCAAGACGGUCAACGAAAUGGAGCUGGUUAAAUCAGUGGUUUACGAAACGCUGCGUUUUAAUCCUCCGGUUCCGUUGCAAUUCGCACGUGCGAGGGAUGAUUUUCAGAUAAGUUCACACGAUGCUGUUUUUGAGGUUAAGAAAGGUGAGACCGGGUCUGAAUUGCUGAAUUAUCUCUACUGGUCUAACGGUCCACAAACUGGUACACCGAGCGCUUCGAACAAACAGUGUGCAGCUAAGGACAUGGUCACUCUCACGGCUAGCUUGGUCAUUGCCGAUUUAUUUCUCCGAUCAAAGGCUUCAAGAACCGAAACACAACAACAACCAUCUUCGUACGGACAACAACAAGACGCCAUGUACUCAUCUUACCAAACCGUGAGUGACGAAGUGUUAUUACAGAUUCAUGGAUGCAGAGCUCAUCUCAUCAACGGAUCCGAAGCAAUUGAGCUCGCAGCCGGAGACUUUGAGCUUGUACAAGUCCUAGAAAACAACGUGGCCUUAGCUAUGGUCGUGAGGAUCGGACGUGACUUACAAUGGCCGGUGAUUAAAGACGAGCCAGUAGUGAAACUUGACUCUCGUGACUACCUCUUCACGUUGCCGGUUAAAGACGGAGAGCCACUUAGCUACGGUGUUACGUUCUUCCCCAUCGAUGAAAACGACGUCGUUUUUGUGAAUAGUAUUGAGUUGUUAGAUGAUUUCUUGAGAGAGAAUUCUUGUUUCUCUUCUUCGUCUUCUUCUUCAUCUUCUUCGAGUGUUAACAAUGGAAUUGAUUGGAAGGAGUUUGCGCCUAGGAUUGAAGAUUAUAACAAUGUUGUGGCUAAAGCUAUUGCAGGAGGUACAGGGCAUAUCAUUAGAGGGAUGUUUAAAUGCAGUAAUGCUUAUACUAAUCAGGUUCACAAAGGAGGUGAGAUUAUGAUUACAAAGGCUGAGAAGAAGAGUGGUGCCUCGUCAAAAAGAAGUGCAACCACAAACAAGAAUCAAAUCAACAAGAACCUUCAACGAGUAAGGAAAUUGUCGAGAGCGACCGAGAAAUUGAGCAAGACAAUGCUGAAUGGUGUGGGAGUUGUGAGUGGCUCGGUGAUGGGUCCAGUUGUAAAGUCGAAGCCAGGGAAAGCUUUUUUCUCAAUGGUUCCAGGGGAGGUUCUAUUGGCUUCACUUGAUGCUCUUAAUAAAUUACUAGACGCUGCUGAAGCUGCAGAAAGACAAACUCUUUCUGCUACGUCCAAAGCUACUACCAGAAUGGUUAGUGAGAGGUUGGGUGAGAGCGCGGGGGAAGCUACGAAAGAUGUGCUAGGCACGGUUGGCCACGCAGCCGGCACUGCGUGGAAUGUCUUCAAUAUCCGCAAAGCUUUCACUCCUUCCUCUUCACUCACAUCAGGGAUCCUCAAAAACGCUUCACGAAAGUGAUCUUUGAUUAAUAGUACUCUCAUUGCCGAUCAGCGUUAUGUAUGUUUUGUGUUUGGAUUUAUUUGUUGGUAGAAACUGUAAGGUUAAAAACCAGAAUGUGCAAUCUUGAAUCU